This is a messenger RNA of Conger conger (European conger), 1589 nucleotides long. RefSeq names its product dual specificity protein phosphatase 19-like. Gene Ontology annotation, biological process: regulation of MAP kinase activity; protein dephosphorylation. The coding region runs from base 95 to 736 and encodes 213 amino acids. Lineage: Eukaryota; Metazoa; Chordata; Actinopteri; Anguilliformes; Congridae. Gene Ontology annotation, molecular function: JUN kinase phosphatase activity. The record is from RefSeq and is a predicted model, not a curated record. The transcript is spliced from 4 exons. Gene Ontology annotation, cellular component: cytoplasm.
AAGUAGCAGCAUUUGCCACCUGCGGAGGGAAGCUUCGCCGCAAAGGAUCUUACAGCAAUUUCCUGCUUUGGACUGUAACUUAGAGACACAUGUAAUGCAUUCGCUUGCGCAGGAAAUUAAAUCGUUUUCCAAGACUAACUUGAGAAAGCAAUGCACCCGGGUGACAACAUUAAGUGGGAGGAGGAUCAUAGAAACAUGGAAAGGUUCCACCGUGCAUGUAGUUGAAGAUACCGUGCAGCCCGGGACUGCCUGUGGAUAUGUUCAAGACAACACCUGGGAUCUCCAAGUUGGCGUUAUUAAGCCUUAUCUUCUGCUCGCCUCGCAAGACGCUGCCCAAGACUUCGGCACAUUAAGGAAAUUUAAGGUUUCCCAUAUAUUGAACGUUGCAUAUGGUGUCGAAAACGCAUUUGCAGACCUAUUUAUUUAUAAAACUUUGAGUAUACUGGAUCUUCCGGACACUGUCAUCACCUCAUAUUUCCAAGAUUGCUUCGAGUUCAUAGACAAAGCCAAAUCAGAGAAAGGAGUUGUGCUGGUCCACUGUAACGCUGGAACCUCUCGCUCUGCCGCGGUAGUCAUCGGAUACCUGAUGUCAAAGGAUGGGCUGGCUUUUGAUGAUGCCUUUGCUGCUGUGAAAGUGGCAAGGUCAGCUAUUUGUCCAAAUCCAGGUUUUCUUGAACAGUUGAAAAAAUAUAGACCACAAGGGGAACUACAAAUCAACGGUGUCGCCCACACCUGAACAGCAUUUCAAUGUAUGGAAAUAUUUGGCAGUGAAUUUCAUACUGUUUAAAAUUCAGAGGGCUAGCCUGUGGUAGGCCUAUGUUGGUUCAAGUCUGACCACAGAGUUACCCUGUAGCUGUGAAUUUCUUUGGGCUGUUCAAAUGAAAAUACUUAAAUAUCAUGCGUAAGUUCUUCUCAUCAGUGACAAAUCACUGGAUUUAUUUUAUUUUUUACUUUUUCAAUUGUGGGAGUAGCAUUUAAGUAACAAUACCUGGUAGAUAUGGAGAGUAUUGUAUUAAUUGAAUUUUCAUUGAAUUGUAUACACACAAUUUACACUAAAAAGCCUUAAGUUUUUUUGUUGCAGAUUUGUCCUGACUUUGUUUUACCCUGUGUCACUUAAAAAGAUGAUUGCACUCAAAUGUCUUGUAUUUUGUAUUUGAGAUUAAAUAAUGAUCUUAUUUGUGACCUUAAAAAUAAAUAAUCUUUCUUAAAACAUGCAAACAGUCUUAAAGCACAUUAUAUAAAAUUAAUUAAGAAUUUCCACCGUUUCCACAGUUUCAUUACAAUUUAACCAUUAUAGUUUAUGUGGCAUUUUUUAAAAAUAGUCUUGGUGAGUUAUAGUAAGGUUUUUGUUUUUAAAAUGUAAACUUUUGUUUAUUCUUUGCUUUUUAGUGGCUGUUCCUUAGGUAAUGCUGUUCUGAAUGGUUGUAAUUUGCUGAAUUGUUAUUUAUUUUCAGAAUGGCUUUAUUUUUAUGUACAUGUGUUCUGCUGAGAUGGCAGUUUUUGUCCUAGAAUGGUGGAGCUUAUGGUUUUGGAUUCAUCCAUUCUGUCCAGGACAGGAGGUGUUCUAAAGUUUGGUUAAUGCAUGAAAG